Messenger RNA from Neodiprion fabricii, 2314 nucleotides. RefSeq names its product neuronal acetylcholine receptor subunit beta-2-like. Lineage: Eukaryota; Metazoa; Arthropoda; Insecta; Hymenoptera; Diprionidae. Gene Ontology annotation, molecular function: transmembrane signaling receptor activity; extracellular ligand-gated monoatomic ion channel activity; neurotransmitter receptor activity. Bases 83 to 1417 code for a protein of 444 amino acids. Gene Ontology annotation, biological process: monoatomic ion transmembrane transport; regulation of membrane potential; nervous system process. The transcript is spliced from 8 exons. The record is from RefSeq and is a predicted model, not a curated record. Gene Ontology annotation, cellular component: neuron projection; membrane; synapse.
CCAUUCGAGGCUUGUGUGUCGCUUUGUUCAUUCAUCUGAUGUCACUAUUCUGCUUCGCGCAACUUCCGCGGUCUCCUCUGUCAUGGAGCUGAAAUUUCUGAUCUUGGUGCUCGCCCUUCUCGCCGUUUACACCACGAAAUUCUCCGCUGACGCAGCCCCAGACUACUGUAACAAUAGUACGCAGGGUGUUUCGGCCACUUCACGAAUUAGGAAAAAUUUGCUCUGCAACUACGAUCGCACUGUUCGUGCCAGACUUUAUGAUGACAGAACCAGAGUCGCUCUCUCUCUGUUCCCAAAAUUCAUCAAUUUCGACGAAGAUUCAAAUACUAUGAUAUUUCACGCUUGGUUGGGAAUGUCAUGGCCAAGCCCAAAUCUGAUGUGGCGCGGUAACAACCCACGCCUACUUCACGUUACGAGCGACGAAAUUUGGGUCCCACCAAUAGCUCAUUACAACUCUGCGGGAGGGAGCAGGAGCCCCAAUGGAAUACCGAAAACUGACUGUUUUCUGAGUAACUAUGGGUACAUAGGUUGCGUAGCAGAUUUGAAGUACGUUUCUAAUUGCGUCACGGAUUACCGGAACUGGCCCUUCGACAGGCACAACUGUACAAUUGUUCUUGCUUCGUGGACUUACAAAGAGGAGGAAAUAAAGUACUUGGCUAUUGAUCACAAGCAUCACUUUCCGGCUAUAGGCAUGUUCGAUUUCACACCCAACGCCCAGUGGAAGAUGCUGUCGUUUCAGUACACUCAGAGAGAGGAUGGAAUCGCCGAGGGGUACACAUUUCCAACGAUCAUAUACACCGUCGUUAUUGAACGGAACUCAGCUUCCAUGGGAACCGCCAUUUUCGCUCCUGUAAUUCUGUUGGUCAUCCUGACGUUAACGGUGCUCUGGCUGGACCCAAUUUCCGUUGAGCGAUCGGUAGUGUCAGUCCUCAACUUGAUUUGCAAUUUAAUCUGUGUCAUGAACUUGAACGAGCAGGUCCCAUUCAACGGUUCGACGACACCCUCCAUAUUGGUAUUUCAUCAGGGUUCCAUAGUUAUUGCCAGCGUUGCUCUACUCCUCACGAUUCUUCUGCGCCAAAUGAAGAAAACGUCGGUUUCCCCUCCUGACUGGUUGACAUUCGCUAUCGCUUCAAUCCUGGCGAGCAGGGCUGGCCAAUUGAUCGUACUGACAACUUUGGACCCGAAAGCUGUUGCCACUGUCAGAGCAGACGAAGAUAAUAUUGGAUUGGCGACCUCGAAUGAUUCUUCGAUUAAAAUUGAGACCGGCAAUAAAGUUUGGCGGCAUUUAGCCGUUCUAUUAGACCGACUGGCUUUUGCCACUGUCUUACUUACAUAUCUCAUUAUGAUAACUGUUCUCAUACCUAGGAACGACGUUUUCGAGGUACCCGAUGUACCUUCACUUUAUUUCAUGCCUUAGCGAAGUACCUUGUUUUUUAUAAUAAGAUAGCAGCGAGUCAAACAGGUUUAAAUUUUCGCGACAAUAAACUUGAUCCGAAUAAUUUUCAAUCGACAUAAUUUCAUGAUAUUUAUAUUGGGUAUCGAAAAAAAAAUAUACCAUUUGAUUAUUUCUUUAAUUAGAUGUUAUGGAUGAUAAAAUAUUCAAGAUUUUCAAAUUUUUGCUCACGCAUUGCUGAAAUUGCCGUGACUCUGAGCCGACGAUAGGUGAUUUUAAAAAUCUAAUGAGAAGUGUAUAAAACAUUCACCACCUAAAGUCUAAGACCAACAAGCAUGAUUUUAAUCCUCGUAUUGGAAGAAAUGUUUCUAUACCGGACGAAUUGAUGCUUGCCAAUGCAAUACGUCGAGACUGGGAAUGUUUGUGAAGGUAAUCGUGAUGUAUUUAUUUGUCAGAAGAUUCUACAGACCAUCGAUCACAGAAUGUAAUUAAAAAAAAAAUACAUAGACAUGUAACAGCUGGUUCUGUACAAUUUACCAACGUCGUAUCGCCUUACGUAUCUUGAGAGAACUCUUGCAGAACGUUAAGAGUUAGAUUUAGCUUGUGCGAGGUGAUCAAUGGAAACGUUGACAAAUAAUCCAUUUAACGUUUUUCUUUGAUCUCAAAUGACCUACAUGUCCAGGAAUCUCUACAUAAAAACUUGAGGUCAAUAUCUGUUCUACAUAUCAAUGGAAACCACUGUGUCACUUGGAAAUGAUUAUUUCUUGUUUUUCAUCAACGUGUCGUUGUUUGUGAAAAGAGCUGUAAUAUGGUGUCCCAGCUUCAGAUUCAUAGACAUAAGCGCUGUUUGGCGUUACCGAUGAAGUGUAAGUACAACGUUAUUCUCGUUGAUAUUGACUAAAGAUUGCAUGUACCGAUAAA